Ornithodoros turicata is the source of this 1035-nucleotide messenger RNA. Its product is annotated as UPF0764 protein C16orf89 homolog. The record is from RefSeq and is a predicted model, not a curated record. The transcript has 6 exons. The coding region runs from base 1 to 981 and encodes 326 amino acids. Gene Ontology annotation, cellular component: cytosol; membrane. NCBI's taxonomy places the organism in Eukaryota, Metazoa, Arthropoda, Arachnida, Ixodida, Argasidae.
AUGCACGGGCGGUCUGUGGUCAUUGCUGCCUUCAGUUGGGCAGCGUUUGUGGCUACUGGAAACCCAGGGCCGCUUGUCCCUCGGUUAAUUCGUGCCCUGGACAGAACACUCGAUGCCCUAGGAGCCAGGAUGGAUUCAGUCUUUGCGGACGUUGCGCUGGGGCUCCGUGUUGCAAACGAUCAGCUGGAAGACUUGAUCUCAUCUACGAAACUUCACGACUCACUGUCUCGUGAGCUGCAAGACUUGAAAAGAAAAUCUGGGCGGCUGGCCGACCAGGCCGUGGCGUUGAUCAACACACGCAAAGCAGGCUACGACAUGGAGGCGAAGGCUAUCCUGAGGAAAGGACUGUGGCGCACAACUGCAAGAAAAGAAGCGGUGCCGAAAAGGCGCCCACAGGGUCACCCAGGAAAACCGCAGAGGAUAACCGAAAAGAGUUCGGGACGUUGUUUUAACGAGCUAACACCUGGUUGCCAGAACAUAUCCCGACACUGUUGGGACUUGAUGACAACAAGUGGUGGACACGGUUAUGAAGUGACGCAUCAAGUACUCUAUCUGGCUGCAGGACAAGGUUUAGGUUGCACUUCCAGGAUGGAGAGCAUGGACGAAGGCAAUAGUGGAUCCACCGUAGACGUGCUUUUGAAGCAGUUCUGCUCAGUAGUCGCCGAUGAUGCUCUGGAGUCCGCACGGCAAGGAUUCCAGCCGUCGGAGAAAAUGGACCUCUUUUUAGAGCAAGUUGCAGUCUGCGGUGCACGAGGUGUGGCUCAGUUACUGUGGCCCCCGUGGGUGAACAUGGCCCUAUCCUGGCAGAAGCCGAACGGCUGCUUCCAUCGGCCACACGACACUGCCAACAAGGUGCUCCGAACUCGCAGAUCGGAACGGGUAACUGCAGACGGCUGCCUGUUGCACAUGACAAGCGUUGCUACGGGAGCCCUGGCAGUUUGGCUGAGAUCCUUUCUGCGCCAAGCGCCACCAUUUGUCUGACCCUCUACUCUGUAUGCACCGUACGAGGUGAUGACAUUAAAACAAAAGUGCUCC